UGGCGCUCAAGCACUACGACUGCAGUCGCAGCCUGCGCAACGCACCGAGCAUGCUCCUUUUUCCGGUCACGUGGCCUGUCAUGGCCGCCUCCAUGGCCCGCGGCAUGAGUGCCCGGGUCCUGUUGCGGGCGGCCGGGGGAUCUUGGGGUGCUGGGGUCGGGCACGCGGCGGUGACGUCCAGGACGUUCGGGAGGACAGGCGAGCGGCGCGAGGAGGCGGACGGCUCGGAGCAGCCCCCGGACGCGGUCAACGUGGUGUUCGUGGACCGCUCUGGCCGGCGGAUCCCGGUGAGGGGCAGAGUUGGGGACAAUGUUCUUCACCUGGCCCAGCGCCACGGGGUUGACCUGGAAGGGGCCUGUGAAGCGUCCCUGGCGUGUUCCACCUGCCAUGUGUAUGUGAGUGAGGCCCACCUGGAUCUCCUGCCUCCUCCCGAGGAGAGGGAGGACGACAUGUUGGACAUGGCCCCACUACUCCAGGAGAACUCGAGACUGGGCUGCCAGAUUGUGCUGACCCCUGAGCUGGAAGGAGUUGAGUUCGCUCUUCCCAAGAUUACCAGGAACUUCUACGUGGAUGGCCACAUACCCAAACCUCACUGACAUGAGGCUACUGGACCGACCAGGGCCUCAGAACUGAAAAGAAAAGCCAUGCUUCCGGCCCCAGAGCACAGACUGACCCGGAAAGCACGGUGUGAGACCAGAGCUGCCACUGGGGACCACCAGUGUUUGGGCCCUGAGGGGGAUGGGAUGGGUCUGCAUCUUGAGCGUGUUGGUUCACCAGGGAGACUGGAACUAUAAAUUAAGGAUGGACUCAAACCAGAGCUGCAAUAAAAAGUCACACACA
Molecule: messenger RNA, 840 nt
Organism: Acomys russatus (golden spiny mouse)
Lineage: Eukaryota; Metazoa; Chordata; Mammalia; Rodentia; Muridae
Gene: Fdx2
Product: ferredoxin 2
Exons: 5
Coding region: 51-596 (181 amino acids)
Biological process (GO): P450-containing electron transport chain; positive regulation of oxidoreductase activity
Cellular component (GO): mitochondrion
Molecular function (GO): 2 iron, 2 sulfur cluster binding
Source: RefSeq, a predicted model, not a curated record